AGAGGGCGCGCGCGGCUGAGAGCGUGUGGAGAUGCGGGCUGCAGUUCGGAUGUCUGUGUGGCGGGGAGGGGGCGGCGGCCGGGAGAAACGACUCCGCCCCCUGUGCGCAUGCUCGGGCCCCGGCGGGUUAUAAGGCAGCCUCGCCGGCCAGACCAGACAAAGUGGUGAGCUGCUACGUGACUGGAUGGCUGCGUAGGUGCUGGAACAAGUAAACGAGGCAGCCAGCGAAGGACGGCAGUCGGACCCUGGGCCGCGUGGAACUCCAGCCCGCGCCACCACGUCACGCACACGCUCGGCGCUGCGAUCCGCGCUUAUAACGAUAUUUGUAUUUGACUUGCGUUUUGGAAUUUAUCUACACUUAAAAUGCCACCAGCAGUUGGAGGUCCAGUUGGAUACACCCCCCCAGAUGGAGGCUGGGGCUGGGCAGUGGUAAUUGGAGCUUUCAUUUCCAUCGGCUUCUCUUAUGCAUUUCCCAAAUCUAUUACUGUCUUCUUCAAAGAGAUUGAAAGUAUAUUCCAUGCCACCACCAGCGAAGUGUCAUGGAUAUCCUCCAUAAUGUUGGCUGUCAUGUAUGGUGGAGGUCCUAUCAGCAGUAUCCUGGUGAAUAAAUAUGGAAGUCGUAUAGUCAUGAUUAUUGGUGGCUGCUUGUCAGGCUGUGGCCUGAUUGCAGCUUCUUUCUGUAACACUGUACAGGAACUGUACUUCUGUAUUGGAUUCGUUGGAGGUCUUGGGCUUGCCUUCAACUUGAAUCCAGCUCUAACCAUGAUUGGCAAGUAUUUCUACAAAAGGCGACCAUUGGCCAACGGACUGGCCAUGGCAGGCAGCCCUGUGUUCCUCUGUACUCUGGCCCCCCUCAAUCAGGUUUUCUUUGGUAUCUUUGGAUGGAGAGGAAGCUUUCUAAUUCUUGGAGGCUUGCUACUAAACUGCUGUGUCGCUGGAGCCCUCAUGCGACCAAUCGGGCCCAAACCAACCAAGGCAGGGAAAGAUAAGUCUAAAGCAUCCCUUCAGAAAGCUGAAAAAUCUGGUGUAAAAAAAGGUCUGCAUGAUGCAAAUACGGAUCUUAUUGGAAGACACCCUAAACGGGAGAAACGAUCAGUCUUCCAAACAAUUAAUCAGUUCCUGGACUUAACCCUAUUCACCCACAGAGGCUUUUUGCUAUACCUCUCUGGAAAUGUGAUCAUGUUUUUUGGACUCUUUGCACCUUUAGUGUUUCUUAGUAGUUAUGGGAAGAGUCAGCAUUAUUCUAGUGAGAAGUCUGCCUUCCUUCUUUCCAUUCUGGCUUUUGUUGACAUGGUAGCCAGACCAUCUAUGGGACUUGUAGCCAACACAAAGCCAAUAAGACCUCGAAUUCAGUAUUUCUUUGCGGCUUCUAUUGUUGCAAAUGGAGUGUGUCAUAUGCUAGCACCUUUAUCCACUACCUAUGUUGGAUUCUGUGUCUAUGCGGGAUUCUUUGGAUUUGCCUUUGGGUGGCUCAGCUCCGUAUUGUUUGAAACACUGAUGGACCUUGUUGGACCCCAGAGGUUCUCCAGCGCUGUGGGAUUGGUGACCAUUGUGGAAUGCUGUCCUGUCCUCCUGGGGCCACCACUUUUAGGUCGGCUCAGUGACAUGUAUGGAGACUACAAAUACACAUACUGGGCAUGUGGCAUCGUCCUAAUUAUUUCCGGUAUCUAUCUCUUCAUUGGCAUGGGCAUCAAUUAUCGACUUUUGGCAAAAGAACAGAAAGCAAACGAGCAGAAAAAGGAAAGUAAAGAGGAAGAGACCAGUAUAGAUGUUGCUGGAAAGCCAAAGGAAGUUACCAAAGCAGCAGAAUCUCCGGACCAGAAAGACACAGAAGAAGGGCCCAAGGAGGAGGACAGUCCAGUCUGAAUCCAUGGGGCUGAAGGGUAAAAUUGAGCAGUUGAUGACCCAGGAUAUCUGAAAAUAUUCUACUGGCCUGUAAUCCACCAGUGGUGCUCAAUGCAAAUAGUAGACAUUUGUGUGGAAAUCAUACCAGUUGUUCAUUGGUGGGAUUUUUGUUUGACUCCUUACCAAUAGCCUGAAUUUAAAAUGACAUAUGCUUUGAGGAGGGAGUGAUUGGUAGCAAAAGAUGCGGGAAAGAAGUAGGUUUGGUUUUGUUUUGUUUUAAUCUUCGCUUUUAAUAGUGUCAUAAAGAUUAUAAUAUGUGCCUUAAGUUUUAGUCAUUAGAACUCUAGAGAGCCUUAACUUCUUAAACCAUUUUUGCUGAAUUCAUCUAUUUCGAGUGUUGUGUUAAAAGGAAAAAUAACAACUAGCUUGUUUGAGGCAAAUCCAAAAUUUAAAAUUAAUCUUGCUUCAUUGUUACAUGUAAUAUAUUUCAGACAUUUUCACUGGAAGAUUUGUGAACAGAAAUAUUGGUUGAAAAUUAGAGAUUUUAUAAAAUGCUGACAAAUAUUUUCCUAGCAUCAGUAGAUUUCUGGCAUAUGUUUCUGCUAGCUACAUAUUUAGGAAAUUCAAAGCAUAAAACUUUGGCAACAUCUUGGCUGUUCUAGACACAGUGUACUUGUCAACCCCUCUCAGGUACCUUUUCUUGGGAUGCUUAUUAGAAGCCAAGUGCAGUGCUUAAGGUUUGUUUUCAUUAAAUUAGCUAUUUUUGCUCCCCUGUUCAAAGAUGCAUUUUGAGUGUUUAUAGAUCACUGCCCUUUUUGAAAUCACCUGGUAUUAUUUUUCUCACUGGAAAAGUUAGUACUGAAAUCUACAAAACUACAUAUUUGUGCCUCCUUGGUAAAUACAACACACCUAAUUAAAUGUAGACAGAUAUUUCAAAUAUCAGCUGAAUUCACUUAAGUUUUUCCAAAACCUCAGUUAAACUGUGAAGCUAUUGGAAUUUUUUUUUCCUGGAAUUUUUCCCCUUUGAUUCACAGUGGUCCCAUUUAUAUCUGCUUCCAGCUUAGUGCUAUGCAUAAGAUAUGUGUGUGUUUGGUGUUUCAUUGUGCUGUUUUUUUUUGUUUUUUUGUUUUUUUGUUUUAAUUUUAUUUUUUAAUGUUUGCAAAUUAAAAAGGGCCAGAAAAAUUUGGCACCAGACAAACGAAUAAAGAUAGGAUUGGGAAAGAAGUUGCUAAGUGUGCUUAGUUUUAAUAAGUAAUUCUUUCUCUUUUUUCAGAGAAGGCCUUACAGAAAAUCGUUGUUGAAUUGUUGGAUGCAUUCUUACUCUCCACACAAACCUAGAAAUUUUGUGACCCCUUUCACUUACCUGAAAAUUAGAGAAAUUGAUUCAGUAUAAGGAUAAGGAGGGAAGGUGGACCAGAAUGAAAACUGUAAAUAUUUUUUUAACCUAAUAUCACUUAAAUCGAGGCAGAAAGAUAUAGAUAUUCAAUGAAUUAUAUUCAAUGCAUUUAAAAUACCACUGUAAUUGACAGAGUUAAAAGCAUAGAUACAAAACCUUGUGUAAGAGGCUGACUUUUCCAAAUAAACAUUUUUUUAGAAAAUA
Messenger RNA from Cercocebus atys (sooty mangabey), 3445 nucleotides. RefSeq names its product solute carrier family 16 (monocarboxylate transporter), member 1 (gene SLC16A1). Gene Ontology annotation, molecular function: monocarboxylic acid transmembrane transporter activity. Gene Ontology annotation, cellular component: membrane. NCBI's taxonomy places the organism in Eukaryota, Metazoa, Chordata, Mammalia, Primates, Cercopithecidae. The coding region runs from base 364 to 1866 and encodes 500 amino acids. The transcript has 5 exons. Gene Ontology annotation, biological process: monocarboxylic acid transport; transmembrane transport. The record is from RefSeq and is a predicted model, not a curated record.